GCUUUGAUUCUGUCUGCAAUGAUUCUGUUAUGGGUUUCCUUUUAGAGAUCAGUUAACAUUCUGCUAAGGACACUUUUAUACCAAUGUAACUUUUGCCUUUUUUAAAAAUGUAAGAAUCGGCCACUGCUGUCGAUCACGCAAACUUUCUGCUGCGGAAAAGUGAAACAGAUAGGUAUUUACAGUAAACGACAGUGCUUACAUAAUUGCCUUUUAAGGCACGACCAGAAACGUUAACUAAUUUCGCCCCACAGAUGCUGCCAGGCCUGCCUACUGUGUUUGUUUCUCAUUUCCUUCUUUCGGUUUUUACCAACGUACCAAGUUCUGGGAAAAACUUUAAUUGUGAAAUGGAGGGCGAAAAUUCAGAAGUUAGCUAAUAGUCUGAUGACACACUAGCAGCUAGUCGUACGUAACAUGGAUGAGGCUGGGCUGACUGACACUGGAUCACCUCUGCUGACUGUUCCCAGGUUCUUUCUGUCUGUCACUGUGACGGAGACUGAGACUGGGUUGUCUGUUCUGAUCUGGACACUUGAAGCUGAUCUCAGAUAAUUGUCAAUGAAUGUGAAUGACGCACCUCUGCGUGGAUUUCCCUACAGCCAAUGAUUGGGUGCCAGUCCAGCUCUCCCUGUAUGGAAAGGAGCCGGAAACUGGGUUUGUGUUUGAAUGACCAGCCACCUGUUCACACACAAACACACACUCUACUUUGUCUCUUCGCUUGCCCGUCUGCUGUUGCUCCAACUUCUGCUCCAUACUCAUGGAUUACGGAAAACCCUUAGUUAAAGGGGGCAAGGCCGAGGGGCUGAGUGGCGGCACCACUUCGGUCAAGAUGCCCAUGCCUAGUGGGGCUGUUACCGGCGCCUGGGUGAAUGGGCACUCGGAGUGGCAGCGAGGAGCGGCGGCUCAGUGGCAGGAGGAGCGGACCCGCAGCAUCGAAGACAACCAGCUGAACCUGCCGAGUCUGGAAGCCGCCUAUUCCUCGAUCCUGAAGGGACUUGGCGAGGACCCAGAGCGACAGGGUCUCCUCAAGACGCCGUGGAGAGCCGCCACUGCCAUGCAGUUCUUUACCAAGGGUUACCAGGAAAAGAUUUCAGAUAUUUUAAAUGAUGCUAUAUUUGAUGAAGACCACGAUGAGAUGGUGAUAGUGAAGGAUAUUGACAUGUUUUCAAUGUGUGAACACCACUUAGUUCCAUUUAUUGGAAAGGUUUCAAUUGGUUAUUUACCAAACAGAAAAGUUAUAGGAGUGAGCAAGUUAGCCAGAAUUGUUGAAAUUUACAGUAGGAGACUCCAAGUACAAGAGCGUCUCACCAAACAAAUUGCGAAAGCGAUCACAGAAGCCUUACAGCCUGCAGGUGUCGGAGUGGUGAUUGAAGCCACGCACAUGUGUAUGGUGAUGAGGGGAGUGCAAAAGAUGAACAGUAAAACUGUAACCAGCACCAUGUUAGGUGUUUUCCGGGAAGACCCGAAGACCCGUGAGGAGUUUCUAACUCUUAUUAAGAACUGAAAAUUGAACGCUGAAUGGAACAUACUGCUUUUAGAUGUUCAAUAUAUGCUUUAAUUGUUAUUACUUGUAUUUGUUAAAUGUUUAGAUGUAGGAUUCAGAAUUACAAAAAUAUGAACCUGUUAAUAGUAAAGGAUAAUGUACGUUGGGUUAUGUCAAUAUACUGUAACAAAGUCACAGUUCUUAGUGUUUAAUAUUUGAGUGUCUUAGAAUUCUCAAAAAGAUACAUGAUAGUUUCAUAGAUUUAGAUGUCUUGUAACCAAUAGGUUGGUAUUUAAUGGAAUCUAGCAGAGGUCUACUCAGAAUAUUUAUACAAAUUUACACAUUUAGUUUUUAAUUAAAAACAAAAAAAGUACUUUUUCCUCUGUGUACCAGCCAGUUGAAUGAGGAAAUAUCACAAAUAGUACUGAAUUUUCACUGAAACAUUUUAUCCUUUGCACCUGUAUGUAGUCUCCUUGUUGCACAUAUUUUUAAAAUUUAUUUUUCUAAGUAGCAUCAAACAGUGCUUCUGAAGACUUGGAGUAAAUGUCAUGGUGGUGGAAUUUACAGUGGUGUCUGAAGAAAACUGCAUAGUCCUUCUCCACAUGACAGUUACUUGUGCAGAGUUUGUGUAGAAUUCUGACUUCAUUCCAUUGACAAAUUAGGUUCAAUAGAAGAAGUUAAAUCUUUUCAAUAUUAUUGUUUGCUUCAGAGUUGAGAACUGCUAUGAUUGUGCAAAUACUGUGUACAUAUGAAGCAAAAGGAAAAAGGGAUGUCAAUCUGGCCACCAUACUUUAUAUAUCCAGAUUGACUCAAAAGUUAGGGGAAUUAAUGUGUUUUUAAUGUUUUUGUCUCUAAUGUUUGAUCUAGAGGAUAAUUCCAUGCAUUGGUAACUGUGGCUCUUGUGUCUCUUUCAUGCCUCUGCAGCCAGAAGACGAUAUAGUGCUCAAGGAUGUGGUCUGACUACAGAUUGAAUAAGCUUUUCUUUAACUUUCAUAUUAUACUGUUUGAUUGUUUUAUAUUGACUUUGCUUAGAAAUUAACCUAGAAAUGGUUUGACCAAUUUGCGAUCAUUUGUAUAUUCAACAGUUGUCAUAGUCCUGUGUCUGCCUAAAUCACGCAUAUAGACAUUUUUUAUUCAACCUUUCAGAUGUUAUGGUUGGACUUUAUCUCUGGGUCAGAAGGCCUGGGUUCAUGACACUACCAUUGCACUAAGAGCCCUCACAGUCCAUUCAGGCACCUAUUAAUCACCUAACUCAUUGUUACAUGUGAACAUGAUCCCUAAUAUAUUUCAUAGACAAUUACUUUAAAUCUCUCAACCACUGGCAACAGUCUGCAUUGUCCAUUCAUGAUUUUAGACACCACUAUCAAAUCACCUCACUCUGUUAUAAUGAACAGGAGUCCAGGUUUUCAGAUUUUUCUAGAGCUUUUUUAAUUUUCCCAUUCUAGGUGGCAUUUUCCACACCCUUCCUGGAGUAUGAAUUUCUGAAUUGUAUACAUGACUGAAGCUGUGAUUUUACUUAUCUCGACUUACCAUUUUAAGUUUUACAUUUACAUCUUACUCUAAAAUCCCCGAAUUCAUGAACUUUUCCUUCACAUUGAAAUUAUCCAUGUGAAGUGCUGCUUUUAUAAUGAACCAAAUAUUCUCCAAUCUUGUACAUCAUCCAACCUUUUUUGCUGUUCAAAUUGGAAUGGUUACUUUUAUCUAACCAAGGGUGCCACCUCAUUUGCUGACAUUAAAUUCCAUUUGUCAUGUCUUACAGAUCCUCUCAUCAAUAUUGCCUUUCAACUUUCUUUGAUCAUCAUUAUUUACUCAGUCUGUUUUAGUACUAUCUAUAAAUUUCUCCUAGCUUUCUUUUUCAAGCCUUAUAUCGUAAUCACUGUUUGCUACUCUAUUGUGCUUGGACCUCUUAUUCAGCAUUUUACAUUAGUCUAAUAAUGUUUGUCAAUCACUGUUCUACCCUCUCGAGCUACAGAAGAAGUUGGACAGAAUGUGUUCUGAUUCCUUCAAUUCCACUGCCCUAAUUUCAUAACGCUAGCAAAUUUCAUGAAUUUGAAUUGAUCAUCUCAUUCAAAUUUAUGGGGAACAGAUACUCAAUUAAGACAAUGGUAGAGGGGAAAUAUACAUUUGCACCAUUAGUCAGAUUUAUAAUGAACUCUAGUACCACAUUCAAGUUAGAAAAAAAAAUGAAAAGGAGAAUAUAUAGGCUGUUUGAGAGGAGAGUACUGUCAGGCUUGCAGGUGGCACAUUACUUGUGUUUUAACAUUUCUUGUGAAAUGUCCUGAUGAGUGCAAAGUGAAAAACUAUGACAAAAGGUGUCUUUUCAGUAAGAGCUUAAAAAUGUGUUGCUGGAAAAGCGCAGCAGGUCAGGCAGCAUCAAAGGAACAGGAGAAUCUUCAG
Molecule: messenger RNA, 3874 nt
Organism: Chiloscyllium plagiosum (whitespotted bambooshark)
Lineage: Eukaryota; Metazoa; Chordata; Chondrichthyes; Orectolobiformes; Hemiscylliidae
Gene: gch1
Product: GTP cyclohydrolase 1
Biological process (GO): tetrahydrofolate biosynthetic process; tetrahydrobiopterin biosynthetic process
Cellular component (GO): cytoplasm
Molecular function (GO): GTP binding; zinc ion binding; GTP cyclohydrolase I activity
Source: RefSeq, a predicted model, not a curated record